AUGGCUGCUGUCCGGGGAAAGAAGGGGGAAAGCAGCGGCAAUAAGAUGAGAGAGGAGGACGGAGAGGAGGACGGAGAGGAGAACAUCCUCUACGACUUGCUGAUCAACACCGAGUGGCCGCCGGAGUUUGAGGUCCAGCCCAGAGGCAACCAGAAGCAUUAUGCAUCAUUUAUCAUCACAAGAGUGAUUAUGGUAGUGCAACAUUAUCUCUCCCUGCUGGAUUUGUCCGCCUGGUUAGUAAACAGAUGAAUUGGCAUCUAGAACUUGCAAG
Messenger RNA from Thamnophis sirtalis, 271 nucleotides. The record is from RefSeq and is a predicted model, not a curated record. NCBI's taxonomy places the organism in Eukaryota, Metazoa, Chordata, Lepidosauria, Squamata, Natricidae.